CUAAGAAAACUGUUUGCUAUGAUCAUAAAAAAGGAAUCAGCCAACCGCAUCUGUUUACCCUUCUGCAACCGUUUAAACACUAUGGUUGAAUAAAGGCAAAUGACUCUGGAUUUAUUUACUUAAAUAUAUGGUUUAAAACAGGAUCUUGAAUGACAUUUUGUAUAAAAUCUCAAAACUGGGAAGAAGUGUUUCGAAAAACUGGAUCUACUGGUCGGAGGACAAAACGAUGUGUUUAUUAUGCGAUACCCUGUUUAUUUAUGCGGGGCACUAAAGAUAAUGCAAAUUUUUUCUACAUGUAUGUACGUAGAACAAACAUGUUAAGGACUUAAUGGUGUGUGUGUGUGGAUAGGAAUAUUUUCACUCUAACAGUUGUAUUGUCACGUUCUGGGCGUCAUGCUUCUUUAGACACUCUCUACUGAGCUGAACAUUUACAUUUGUGACUGCGAGCAACGGGUGCUGUCUACUUUCCAUGCAUUUUUAUUGGAGUUCUUAGAUACUAUGAAAUAGGAUAAAACAUUUGUGACUGUAGCUGAAUAAUUGUAUGGACCCUUUUUGCGUUAUAGGGCCUUUCAAUCUCUGCGUUUUUACAAGACAUUGACCUUGUCAGGAUAUAAGAAGUGCAAUACAAGCGACAUCUUUGCCAACUAGGAAGCUAAAGUAGACGCUUGUUUUGAUUUACCAGUUUAUGUACAUAAAACGGGUAAAAUUGCAUGUUUCGCUGUUAAAUCCUAGGUUUAAAGUUUUAAAUAUUGACAGUUUGAUAUCACCGGGCUUUAAGAUCUCUGGAAAAAGGAUUCGUUAUCUAGAUAAAAUAUGACAUUGCGCUGAUAAAGACAACCCUGAGGACCACGGGCACGCCGCAAUAUACAUUCUAUAAGUAUCAUCAGUUUAUCUAUCCUGGUGCAAACAUGUUUAUGGGUUAUUUACUUGUUGAACAUAUAAAAUUCUGAGGGAACUAAACAACACAGGUUUGGGGCUUCAUCCAAGCCCAGAUUAGCUUGAUGCAGGGAGACUCACUAAUUUCCUUUAUCAUUAUCAGUGUCGUGUAAACAAAAUAUAGGACUUAACCUUAAUUGACUUAAUACAAGUAGGAUCUCUACAUAUUUUCAAAUCUACGAAAUUUAAUAUUCGGACCCUUUAAAGACUAAAAUUUGAUAUAAAAUUGAUGAAAAAGGCACACGAGUUGCACACAUACGGACGUGUUUUUUUGAAGUGAGCAUAACUAAUUUAGGAAAGGACUUCCAACUUCUGUGAGAAAAAUUAUACUGCACUGUUUGAUACGUGAACUUAAAUAGUAGAAGAGUAUCUCUGGUUGAAGGAUUUGUGAUUUUUUUAUUAACGUGGAUAGACAGACUUCAAGCUGGAAGUAAUGAGAUUGACACCGACGCCGACGGGGUUGACGUUGUCGGCGUUGCCGGCAAUUUCAUCAUUGCCGUCAAUGUCGUCGGGGGCUGAAACUGUGAUUUAUUACACACUUUCUCAGCCGCCUCCCGUAAGCCCAGGGCUUACAAAUGGGCUUUCAAGCGGAUUGUCAAAUGGACUCACAUGUGGACUCACUAAUGGACUAUCAAAUGGACUCACAAAUGGGCUCUCUAAUGGGCUUACAAAUGGACUUCCUCCAUUACCCCCUGUCAGUCCGUCUAUACGGCAAAAUGUUACAAACCCACUAAGCCCGGGUGUUUCUCCAGUCAGCCCUCCAGUGCCACCACCCGCAGUCAGCCCGAGAGUGAGCCCCGGGACAACAGGACUUGUGCCAGACAUUAUGCAUCUGAUAAACUACGGAGAUAAAGACAUGGGUCUUCUUCUCUCACAAAGAAUGGAAUUGGUAUGGCACGGAGAGUUUGAUCGGUUGUUUUCCCAAUAUUUUCCACACAUGUGGUGCCUAGUACCAACCUUCUACCCACCAGGGGACAGCUGGAGAACCUUCAAAGAUAGCGCCAAAGUCAGAUUCUCUUGCCAGGACUGCGGUCACGGCUGGACGUCAAUGAAGGGCCGUGUGAUCUUUUGGUUUGAGCUCAAUUAUGCCACCAAUGCUGGUUGCGUUAUGUUCAAGCUUUAUGGACAACAGUGCCAGAAAUGCAAAACCGGAAAGUUUGAGCACGCCAUGUGGUACCCAGAAGAAGUUGUAAAGGUCAUCGGCAACGUUUACAACAGGGUUGGCCAGAUUUACUAUGGCUUCGUGCGACCACCUCUUAGAAUAGACCGACGUGUUGGAAAACCAAGAAAUCAACAUAAUUCCGAGCUGUGUCAGGCGUGUAAAGAAGGACUAUGCAAAGAGGAGUGGUCUUUUACAUGACGUAAUAGUGACGUCAUAGAGCAUGAAAUCAAAUAUAACCAAUAGCCGUAGGUGGGACAUGGCACGUGACUCUAUCGUGAACCACAAGUCGGUGUUUCUGACAAAAAUGGCACAACAUAUCAGUAUGUUUAUGUGAUUGUGGUUAUCUUUGCUGAAAAUGUUAAUUUGUUUAGAUAUUCUAAUAUAAAAAUGAAACUAAAAUGUUUUUAACAUUUGUUUUUAUAGUUAUAGCUUUUGUUGCAUUUUAUUAUUUUUUAUGUGUAAAAUGAGAUCGUCUUUAAGACGGAAUGUAAAACUCUGAAUGUAUUGUUAAGCAUAAUGCAUGUUGUACAAAGUUUUAUUUAGAAUGCGUGUGUUGUGAAUGAAUAAAGUCUACAUGUAGCUUUUAAAGUAUUGGAAUGGGUAACGAACGUGCUGUUUUUUCGCAUUUAGAUAUUUGUUAUUAUACAUUCUUAUUAUCACAUUUAUAGCAUAUUUUAGCUGAUCUUUUUGAAUUUCUUCAUAUUUUUAUAUCAAAUACAUGUUGUCAAUUCAUAGUUUUAAAAAAUGGUCGUAUGUGUUAUGACGGAUGUGCAGAAAGCGUUUAAGAUAGUCUGAUCAAAGAGAUGUUUCACUUUUACAAAAUAACUGAAAAUCAUGUUUGUUGAAUUGAUAAUAAAUUCUUAAAAAUGUUUAUUAUUUGGAUUUUCGAGUACUUUUUAAAUAGUUAGAGAAUGUCUGGUUGUAUCAAUAUAAGAUUGAAAUAGUUUUUACUAGAAUAACACCAGAUGUGACAUGCCAUGUAAAAUCUUGUGUUUGGGCGAUGAAAAAUAUUUUGAUCUUCCAUUUGUGUGUGAACACAGUAACUUUUAAUUUGAUGUUCUUCCAAUAGUUUAACCAAAUUUUAUCAAUUUGACCCAACAAUCAGUGAAAAAUAUAGGUGGUGAUUUUUAUUGUAUUUUAUUAUAUUUCACUGUUAUAUUUCAAUAAUUCUAUUAAAAUCAAUUAUUACGAGAAAAGCAUUUUAAUGCAUUUGAAACCGUGUUCAAGUAAAAUCGUAGUUCAUUUAUUUUUUAAUGUUUCAAACAGCCCCACCAAGCCAUCAGCAACCACAAAAAAAGAAACUGGUUUGUAAUUGGUCAUAUCAUUCUUGUACAUUUUUCUCUCAUCAUGUUUUAAAUCCACAUCCAAUAUUCGAUCAUUUAAAAAAAGACUUUUUACCUAUUUAGUUAUCAGCAUUAGAUUUUAGUUUAGGGACACAUUUUACAAUCCACUUAAUUAUCACAAAGUUUCAAUAUGUAUUUGUUUUUUUUUGUGUGUUGUUAAAGUUAAUAUGCUUCGCAGUAACAACGGCUUUAAGAAUGCAAUGCUUUACACCGUCAUGCAGAUGAUAAAACAGAAAUGACAGCUUCGGUAAAAAAACUGAAUUCCCGCGCUAAUGCCAGGGCCAUUAUCGAUGAGCUAUUAUAAUGUGGUAAUGCAUCUAGCAAUACGAUAAUAAGAAAAUAAUCUAGUAUAAAAUUAUUACUGUUUAUAGGUACUCGUGUUAUAAAAUGGUAUUAAGAACUCAGGGUCACUUUGACCUGUACGCAGAACCAUUUAAUGUAACAACAUAAGGAGACUUUUAUAAUAUAAAUAUAUAUAUAGAGAGAGUGUUGCAUAUAAAACUGUUUUAAUAAUUUAAAUGUGCAUUUCACAGUUGUAACAUAUAUAAUGUUAUCUGACUUUUUGAUAAAUAAAUUCUUUGUUUUGUGUUCAGAACAAAUUAUAUUUUUACAAAUAUAUAAAAUAUGAAAUCUAUUUUUAUUUUUGUUGAAAAAUGAACAAAUUGCUGCCACAUAUUUUAUUCAUUUUAUUAGUGCUCACUUUUUAAUUUUGUAUUGGCAGAUGAAAUAGUAUUCAUUCUUUAUGUUUCAUUAAUUGUAAUAUGUUGUUUGUAAAUAGUUAGAUUUUAUUUGAAUUAUAUUUUAUUUUACUGUCGUAAUCACCAUUUGAACUGCAAAGUUUAUUUCUGUCAUUUUAGAAAAAAAUAAUGUUGCAUAGCUACGUUGUUAAUUGUUUGUUUAAACAUAUAUGUCUACUGGAAUUAGCUGUAGCUUGAUUUUAAUUCGAGGUUGAAGGUUUUUGUGUGACAAAUCAAAUGCUUGAUUGGAAUUGCUAGAAGUACAAUUUAAAAGAAACGGUUUAAGAUUUAGUAACAUUCUAUAAAAUUUGAUUUUGCCGAUUUUCUUAAAAAAGAAUAAUUGAUUUCAUUGACAUUUUGGAGAUAUUGUGAGAAAAAUUGAACUUUUAAAUACUUAACACGUUAUUAAUAAUUGUUCUACAAAGUCAUUCAACAAGAAAUUCCUAUUUCAAUGAACAAAUGCGAGUUCAAUCAGCAGACGACAAUUGAAACGGAAAAGCAAUACAUGAAGCGUACCGCACACACUAACCUGACACCAAGUUGUAAAUUAGUUCAAAUCGGUGCAUUACUAAAUUUGGCUUUGUUGAUGUUUAAAAACAUUCUGUUUAUUUUCAUUUAUGUUUAUAUUUGCAUAUAAACUAUGCACUCGACACAGUGUAACAACGAGGUUGAUAAUUUGGUUCAUACAUUAAAAAUAUAAAAAGAAAUAUUUAUCAUAUGUGCCAUAUGAAAUGAAAUGAAAAACAAACCAUAAGAAGAUAUUGGACAUAUGAAAUAAUUAUGAACUUCAUAUUGAUUUCUGAAAAAAAAGUGAAUUAAGAACGCAUAUUUACAAUUGUUUUAUGAAAACUAACAAGUAUUGAUGUGUUCAUCAUACUAUAUGUGCCUUUUCAAUAAAAUUUCAUCUAAACAA
Molecule: messenger RNA, 5091 nt
Organism: Mercenaria mercenaria
Lineage: Eukaryota; Metazoa; Mollusca; Bivalvia; Venerida; Veneridae
Exons: 4
Coding region: 1370-2296 (308 amino acids)
Biological process (GO): protein targeting to membrane; protein insertion into membrane
Molecular function (GO): olfactory receptor binding
Source: RefSeq, a predicted model, not a curated record